GGUGAUUUCCUAGAAGCAUGAUUGCUUGUUGGACUUGAUCUCAUAGCCUGGUGAGGACUUCUUUACUGAUAAUGUCAAGUUCAGGUUAUCCUCCCAACCAAGGAGCAUUCAGCACAGAACAAAGUCGUUAUCCUCCCCACUCUGUUCAGUACACCUUCCCCAGCACCCGGCAUCAGCAGGAGUUUGCGGUCCCCGACUACCGGUCUCCUCACCUGGAGGUCAGCCCGGCGUCUCAGCUCCUGCAGCAGCAGCAGCAGCUCCGCAGACGGCCGUCCCUGCUGUCCGAGUUUCACCCCGGCUCCGACAGGCCUCAGGAAAGGAGGACUGGAUAUGAACAGUUUCACCCGGGCCCGUCCCCAGUGGACCAUGAUUCGCUGGAAUCCAAGCGGCCACGUCUGGAGCAGGUCUCUGAUGCCCAUUUCCAGCGUGUCAGUGCUGCGGUCUUGCCCUUAGUGCACGCGCUGCCAGAAGGGUUGAGGUCUUCUGCAGAUGCUAAGAAGGACCCAGCAUUUGGAGUCAAACAUGAAGCUCCUUCCUCUCCAAUCUCUGGGCAAUCGUGUGGAGAUGAUCAAAAUGCUUCCCCUUCGAAACUUUCAAAGGAGGAGUUAAUACAGAGCAUGGACCGCGUGGAUCGGGAAAUUGCGAAAGUGGAACAGCAGAUCCUUAAACUGAAAAAGAAACAACAACAGCUUGAAGAAGAAGCCGCUAAACCUCCAGAGCCCGAGAAGCCCGUGUCCCCGCCUCCCGUGGAGCAGAAACACCGCAGCAUUGUCCAGAUUAUUUACGAUGAGAACCGGAAAAAAGCAGAAGAGGCUCAUAAAAUAUUUGAAGGUCUUGGCCCAAAAGUUGAACUGCCGCUCUAUAACCAGCCAUCAGACACCAAGGUGUACCAUGAGAACAUCAAGGCAAACCAGGUGAUGAGGAAAAAACUCAUUUUAUUUUUUAAAAGAAGAAAUCAUGCAAGAAAACAAAGGGAACAAAAAAUCUGCCAGCGUUACGAUCAGCUCAUGGAGGCGUGGGAGAAGAAAGUGGACAGAAUGGAAAAUAACCCGCGGAGGAAAGCCAGAGAGAGCAAGACGCGGGAGUACUACGAGAAGCAGUUCCCGGAGAUCCGCAAGCAGCGGGAGCAGCAGGAGCGGUUUCAGCGAGUUGGGCAGAGGGGAGCUGGCCUUUCAGCCACCAUCGCUAGGAGUGAACAUGAGAUUUCUGAAAUCAUUGAUGGGCUCUCUGAACAGGAGAAUAAUGAGAAACAAAUGCGACAGCUCUCCGUGAUCCCCCCUAUGAUGUUUGAUGCAGAACAAAGACGGGUCAAGUUCAUCAACAUGAAUGGGCUGAUGGAAGAUCCUAUGAAGGUUUACAAAGACAGGCAAUUCAUGAAUGUUUGGACUGACCACGAGAAGGAGAUCUUUAAGGACAAGUUUAUCCAGCAUCCAAAAAACUUUGGACUAAUUGCAUCUUACUUGGAAAGAAAGAGUGUUCCUGAUUGUGUUUUGUAUUACUACUUAACCAAGAAAAAUGAGAAUUAUAAAGCCCUAGUAAGAAGAAACUAUGGAAAACGCCGAGGAAGAAACCAGCAAAUUGCCCGACCCUCACAAGAAGAAAAAGUAGAAGAAAAAGAAGAAGAUAAAGCAGAAAAAACAGAAAAAAAAGAAGAGGAGAAGAAAGAUGAAGAAGAAAAAGAUGAAAAGGAGGACUCUAAAGAAAACCCCAAGGAGAAGGACAAGACUGAUGGUGCAGCAGAAGAGACUGAGGAGAGGGAGCAGGCCACGCCCCGGGGGCGGAAGACGGCCAACAGUCAGGGCCGCCGCAAGGGCCGGGUCACCAGGUCCAUGACCAACGAGGCUGCCGCCGCCAGCGCUGCAGCCGCCGCGGCCACCGAGGAGCCCCCGCCGCCUCUGCCACCGCCACCAGAGCCCAUCUCUGCGGAACCUGUAGAAACCUCCCGGUGGACAGAAGAGGAGAUGGAAGUUGCUAAGAAAGGUCUAGUAGAACAUGGUCGUAACUGGGCAGCAAUCGCCAAAAUGGUGGGAACGAAAAGUGAAGCCCAGUGCAAAAACUUCUAUUUCAACUAUAAAAGGCGACAUAACCUUGACAACCUCUUGCAGCAGCAUAAGCAGAAAGCCUCACGGAAGCCUCGUGAAGAGCGAGACGUGUCUCAGUGUGAGAGUGUAGCUUCCACUGUUUCUGCUCAGGAGGACGAAGAUAUUGAAGCCUCCAAUGAAGAGGAGAAUCCAGAGGACAGUGAAGGUGCUGAAAAUAGUUCUGAUACAGAAAGUGCUCCUUCUCCUUCACCAGUUGAAGCUGUCAACUUUUUACAUCGCACUUGCAGAAUUUUUCCCAUGGACUCAAAGCCUUCACUGUUAAACCCCACUGGAUCUAUACUGGUUUCAUCCCCAAUAAAACCAAAUCCACUGGACCUGCCCCAGCUUCAGCACCGAGCUGCUGUUAUCCCGCCGAUGGUUUCCUGCGCCCCGUGUAACAUGCCCGUCGGGGCCCCCGUGAGUGGCUACGCGCUCUACCAGCGGCACAUCAAAGCCGUGCACGAGUCCGCGCUCCUGGAGGAGCAGCGGCAGAGGCAGGAGCAGAUGGAUUUGGAGUGCAGGGGCCCUGCCAGUCCCUGCGGCACCUCCAAGAGUCCCGGCAGAGAGUGGGAAGCCCUGCAGCCGGCGCCGCAUCAGGUGAUGACCGGCCUCCCCGAAGGGGUCCGCCUCCCGACAGCGCGGCCCACCCGGCCACCGCCGCCUCUCAUCCCUUCGUCCAAAACCACCGUGGCUUCAGAAAAGCCAUCGUUCAUCCUGGGAGGCUCCAUCUCACAGGGGACCCCCGGCGCUUACUUGCCUUCUCCUAACCAGGCGUCCUACGCCCCGGAGGCAGCCAAGCCCUCGGCAGGCUCCAUCUCGCUGGGACUGCCGCGCCAGCAGGAGGCCGCCAAGCCAGCUCCUGUGCCCUACAUCAAACAGGAAGAAUUUUCUCCCCGAAGCCAGAACUCACAGCCUGAGGGCUUACUGGUCAGAGCCCAGCACGAAGGAGUGGUCAGAGGUACCACGGGAGCCAUUCAGGAGGGCAGUAUAACUCGGGGAACCCCAGCCAGCAAACUUCCUGUGGAGGGCAUCCCGUCCCUCCGGGGCUCCAUCACCCAGGGGACCCCGGCUCUGUCCCAGGCUGGCAUCCCAACCGAGGCUUUGGUGAAGGGGCCCAUUUCUAGACUGUCCAUUGAAGAGGGCGGUCCUGAGAAGGGCCGAGAGGAAGCUGCAUCCAAAGGCCACGUCAUCUAUGAGGGCAAGAGCGGACACAUCUUGUCCUAUGACAAUAUUAAGAACGCCCGAGAAGGGGCAAGGAGCCCUAGGACAGCGCACGAAAUCAGCCUGAAGAGAAGCUACGACUCCGUGGAAGGAGCUCUGAAGCCAGGGUUGUCCGUGAGGGAGUCUCCCGUGUCAGCACCGCUAGAGGGGCUGAUAUGCCGGGCGCUGCCCAGGGGGAGCCCUCACGCGGACCUCAAGGAGAGGACUGUGCUGUCUGGGUCCAUAAUGCAGGGCACACCAAGAGCGACCACUGAGAGCUUUGAAGACGGCCUUAAGUACCCCAAGCAGAUUAAACGGGAGAGCCCGCCCAUUCGUGCGUUCGAAGGCGCCAUCAGCAAAGGGAAGCCUUACGACGGCAUCACCACCAUCAAAGAGAUGGGGCGCUCGGUGCAUGAGAUCCCGCGGCAGGACGCGGCUGCUCCGGAGAGCCGGAAGACCCCAGAGGGGGUCCCGGGCACCAGGCCCAUCGUCGAGGGCUCCAUCUCCCAGGGUACCCCCAUCAAGUUUGACAGCAGCUCGGGUCCGUCUGCCAUCAAACACAACGUCAAGUCCUUGAUCACGGGGCCUAGCAAGCUGCCGCGUGGGAUGCCUCCGCUGGAAAUCAUGCCAGAGAACGUGAAAGCGGCCGAGCGGGGCAAGUACGAGGACAUGAAGGCGGGGGAGCCCGUGCGCUCCCGGCACACGUCGGUGGUGAGCUCCGGCCCCUCGGUCCUGCGGUCCACGCUGCACGAGGCCCCCAAAGCGCAGCUGAGCCCAGGGCUUUAUGAGGACGCCAGCGCAAGGCGCACGCCCGGCAGUUACGCCAGCACCGUGUCCAGAGGCUCCCCCAUGCUGAGCAGAGCCCCCGAUGUUACGAUUUCUUCUAGCAAGUCCAGCAGUCACGAGAGAAAAUCGACCCUGACGCCCACCCAGAGGGAGAGCAUCGCCGCCAAGUCCCCGGUGCCGGGGGUGGACCCCGCAGUCAGCCACAGCCCCUUCGAGCCCCACCACAGGGCCGGCGCGCCCGGGGAGGUGUAUCGCAGCCACCUCCCCACACAUCUGGACCCAGCCCUGCCGUUCCACCGCGCUCUGGACCCUGCAGCUGCCGCGUACCUGUUUCAGAGACAGCUGUCGCCCACUCCCGGCUACCCGAGCCAGUACCAGCUGUAUGCGAUGGAGAACACGAGGCAGACCAUCCUGAACGACUACAUCACCUCGCAGCAGAUGCAAGUGAACCUGCGCCCCGAUGUGGCCAGAGGGCUCUCCCCGCGGGAGCAGCAGCUGGGCCUCCCGUACCCGGCCGCCAGGGGAAUCAUUGACCUGACCAACAUGCCUCCAGCAAUUUUAGUGCCUCAUCCAGGGGGAACAAGUACGCCUCCCAUGGACAGAAUCACAUACAUCCCCGGUACCCAGAUCACCUUCCCCCCCAGGCCGUACAACUCGGCAUCCAUGUCUCCAGGACACUCGACACACCUUGCUGCGGCGGCAAGUGCCGAGCGGGAGAAGGAGCGGGAGCGCCUGGCCACGGCCCCCUCGGACCUGUACCUGCGGCCAGGCUCCCAGCUGUGUGGGGAGGCGGGGAAGGAGGGUUGGAAGGUCGUGACGUUUAGAGUCACGGUUCGGUGCAGGAGGCAGGUGCUGUGGGGACAGGGCACUUGGGUGGCAGUGGCCUGCGGCUCAGAUGCCGAAGCCGCGGAGUUGGCGGGGCCGAGCUCCUGGGGAGGACGCGUCGGAGGAGCAUCAGAGGCGAACAAGCCCCCGGUGCUGCGGUCCCCAGCCCUCUUCCUCACGGCCCCUCAGGAGCCUGUGUUGCAGCAGAGACCCAGCGUCUUCCAGGGAACCAAUGGAACCAGUGUGAUCACACCUUUGGACCCGAGCGCUCAGCUGCGAAUCAUGCCGCUGCCUGCCGGGGGCCCUUCCAUCAGCCAGGGCCUGCCGGCCUCGCGUUACAACACGGCUGCAGAUGCCCUGGCUGCUCUGGUGGACGCCGCAGCUUCUGCCCCCCAGAUGGACGUGUCCAAAACGAAAGAGAGUAAGCACGAAGCCGCCAGGUUGGAAGAAACUUUGCGCAGCAGGUCAGCCGCAGUCAGUGAGCAGCAGCUAGAGAAGGGCGUGGAGGCGGAGAAGCGAGCCGGGCAGUGUGCGUGCGCCUCCGCUCCCCCGCCGGGUGGCAGGCCCCAGCCUCACCCCGCGGUGGUUCACCCUGAGGCUGGGAAGGAGAAGGGGCCUCCUCCCAAGUCCAGAUACGAGGAGGAGCUCAGGACCCGAGGGAAGACCACCAUUACCGCAGCCAACUUCAUAGACGUGAUCAUCACCCGGCAGAUCGCCUCGGACAAGGACGGCAGGGAACGCGGCCCCCAGAGCUCAGACUCUUCCGGCAGCUUGUCUUCUCACCGGUAUGAAGCCCCGAGCGACGCCAUCGAGGUGAUAAGCCCGGCCAGCUCCCCCGCGCCGCCGCCCGAGGGGCUGCAGGGCUGCCCGCCCGAGCGGGGGAGGGCCAGCCAGCCAGAAGGCGAAGCCACCAGACAGUACGAAGGACCAUCACACCACUACCGCCCGCAGCAGGGAUCGCCGUCCCCACAGCAGCCGCCCCCGUCUUCCCAGGCCGAGGGGGUGGGGCAGGUGCCCCGGACACACCGACUCAUCACACUCGCCGACCACAUCUGCCAAAUUAUCACACAAGAUUUUGCUAGAAAUCAAGUUUCCUCGCAGCCUCCCCAGCAGCCCCCCACCUCCACAUUCCAGAACUCACCGUCUGCACUAGUGUCAACACCUGUGAGGACUAAAGCGUCAAACCGUUACAGCCCAGAAUCCCAGUCCCAGUCUGCUCACCAUCAAAGACCAGGUUCACGGGUCUCUCCAGAGAACCUCGUGGACAAGUCGAGGGGCAGCCUCAGGCCUGGGAAGUCCCCAGAGAGGAGUCACAUCUCUUCGGAUCCCUACGAGCCCGUCUCCCCGCCGCAGGGCCCGGUCGUGCACGAGAAGCAGGAGGGUGUGCUGCUGCUGGCCCCGCGGGGGCCCGAGCCCGCCGAGCCCAGGAACGAUUCCCGCUCCCCGGGGAGUAUCAGCUACUUGCCUUCAUUCUUCACCAAGCUCGAAAAUACGUCACCCAUGGUUAAAUCAAAGAAGCAGGAGAUUUUUCGUAAGUUGAACUCCUCUGGUGGAGGUGACUCUGAUAUGGCAGCUGCUCAGCCAGGAACCGAGAUCUUUAAUCUGCCCGCAGUCACCACCUCAGGCGCGGUGAGCUCCCGGGGCCACUCCUUCGCGGACCCCGCCAGCAACCUCGGGCUGGAGGACAUCAUCCGGAAGGCGCUCAUGGGGAGCUUUGACGACAAAGUUGAGGAUCACGGGGUCGUCAUGUCCCAGCCCGUGGGCGUCGUGCCUGGUGGGGCCAGCACCUCGGUUGUGACCGGUGGUGAGGCCCGGAGGGAGGAAGGGGACCCGUCACCUCACUCAGGAGUUUGCAAACCAAAGCUGAUCAGCAAGUCAAACAGCAGGAAAUCUAAGUCUCCCAUCCCUGGGCAAGGCUACCUAGGAACUGAGCGGCCCUCGUCCGUGUCCUCUGUGCACUCAGAAGGGGAUUACCACAGGCAGACGCCGGGGUGGGCCUGGGAGGACAGGCCCUCCUCCACAGGCUCCACGCAGUUCCCCUACAACCCGCCCCUCGCUCCUGUCACUCUGCUGCACUCUCCUGUGCUCGAGGUCCUCAAAGCAAGCUUCAGAUCAGGCCAUCUGGACAUGGAGGCCCGAAACACCCUGCACAGUGCCGAGCGCGACGAGGGCCUGGCGAGGUCAGCUGUGACCUGGGGCGUGACUCUGCAGGCCGUGUCCUGA
Molecule: messenger RNA, 7115 nt
Organism: Vicugna pacos (alpaca)
Lineage: Eukaryota; Metazoa; Chordata; Mammalia; Artiodactyla; Camelidae
Source: RefSeq, a predicted model, not a curated record